AUGGUUAUGCAACGUCAACAUCACAAAAAGUCCAGAGGCGGAUGUCUAGAAUCUCAUACGUCACAACUGCCACGGAAUUCUUCAGCUAAAGCCAUAAGGAGCCCUGCACAGGCAGCAUAUGAAACAUCUCCUAGUAAUCUUUUGACCGACUUCUCUUACUCUUCGGGUGCUUCUUCGCCGCAACGUCCUUACCACCCGGCGGACGAGUUCGACCUGCAUGAUCUCGGCCUCUUGCAUCACUGGAUUUUGAAGACGAGCCGCACGAUUUUCCAGUAUCCUGUCGUUGAUAAUUCCUGGAGCGUUAGAUUACCUCAGCUUGGGCUUCAGCACCCCUUUGUCAUGUAUGGCAUUCUGAGUCUGGCCAGUCUGCACUUCGCCUCUUUAGACCCAUGCAAAAAGGAGAGCCACAUGUCCACAGCUGUUUCUUACUAUUACCUUGGACUGAAGAAAUUCCGUGAAGCUAGCGAGGAAUCAAUCGGAGACUGCAACGAUGCUCUUGUCGCCUUCUCAAUUUUCAACAUCAUUUACUCUUUCGCCACUUUCGGCCCAUUAUCUCAGCAUACCGGAACUGUGCCCCGGACUUCCUGUGCUCUUGGCCUCGAAUGGAUAUAUUUAAUCCAAAGCGUCCAAGCGGCGGCACGUCCUAUGGACAAACACGUUUACGAAAGGUGGUUGAGCAUUAUACCUUUCGAGGAGAUUGACUCGGGUCUUGAGUUGGUUGCUGGAGAUUAUUGCUUUCUUCACAUUCAGGGAUCUUACGAAAACAGCAGUCCUUCGGACAUGGAAAUGUAUGACUCUACGCUCACUCUUCUUAGGCGCUGUCAUUGUUGUAUGGUUCGUUUAUGGGACGGGAGUGAUAGUCAAAUCGAAGCUCACGGCUUCAGUAAAUGGGUUAGUCCACUCAUUUUUCUGCAGUACCUUUCGGACGCAUACGUCGACAAGCUAUACCAACGCCAACCGCCCGCUCUCAUUUUGUUUUCCUUCUUCGGUGCGUUGUUGUCUGCUUACAAUGACUCUUGGUUCAUGGAGGGAUGGGCGACGUCGAUAGUAUCGGCUGUUGAUGAUGCUCUGGGUGACUCCUGGGCGUCAUACACGGACUGGUGUCGGGAAACAGUCGCGAUAGGUUGGGUACCCUGGGCUACCGCGAGUUGA
Messenger RNA from Ilyonectria robusta, 1152 nucleotides. RefSeq lists its product as uncharacterized. The transcript is spliced from 2 exons. Bases 1 to 1152 code for a protein of 383 amino acids. Gene Ontology annotation, biological process: regulation of transcription by RNA polymerase II. The record is from RefSeq and is a predicted model, not a curated record. Gene Ontology annotation, molecular function: DNA-binding transcription activator activity, RNA polymerase II-specific. Lineage: Eukaryota; Fungi; Ascomycota; Sordariomycetes; Hypocreales; Nectriaceae.